Molecule: messenger RNA, 1251 nt
Organism: Ostreobium quekettii
Lineage: Eukaryota; Viridiplantae; Chlorophyta; Ulvophyceae; Bryopsidales; Ostreobiaceae
Source: the annotation of a GenBank genome assembly
AUGCCCUCGGACAAGACGAUCGGCGGCGGCGACGACGCCUUCAACACCUUCUUCUCUGAGACGGGCGCCGGCAAGCACGUGCCUCGCUGCGUCUUCCUGGAUCUCGAGCCCACGGUGAUCGACGAGGUGCGCACCGGCACCUACCGCCAGCUCUUCCACCCCGAGCAGCUCAUCUCCGGCAAGGAGGACGCCGCCAACAACUUCGCGCGCGGCCAUUACACCAUCGGCAAGGAGAUCGUCGACCUGUGCCUGGACCGCAUCCGCAAGCUCGCGGACAACUGCACGGGCCUGCAGGGCUUCCUGGUGUUCAACGCCGUUGGCGGCGGCACGGGAUCGGGCCUGGGCUCCCUGCUGCUGGAGCGCCUGUCCGUGGACUAUGGCAAGAAGUCGAAGCUGGGCUUCACGGUGUACCCCUCCCCCCAGGUGUCCACGGCCGUCGUCGAACCCUACAACUCCGUCCUGUCCACUCACUCCCUCCUGGAGCACACCGACGUGGCCGUCAUGCUGGACAACGAAGCCGUCUACGACAUCUGCCGCCGCUCCCUGGACAUCGAGCGCCCCACCUACACCAACCUGAACAGGCUCAUCGCCCAGGUCAUCUCCUCCCUCACCGCCUCCCUGCGUUUCGACGGCGCCCUCAACGUUGAUGUCACCGAGUUCCAGACCAACCUGGUGCCCUACCCCCGCAUCCACUUCAUGCUUUCCUCUUACGCGCCUGUGAUCUCUGCUGAGAAGGCCUACCAUGAGCAGCUGUCCGUGGCCGAGAUCACCAACGCCGCCUUUGAGCCGGCCUCCAUGAUGGCCAAGUGCGACCCCAGGCACGGAAAGUACAUGGCCUGCUGCCUCAUGUACCGCGGGGACGUGGUGCCCAAGGACGUGAACGCUGCUGUGGCCACCAUCAAGACCAAGAGGACCAUCCAGUUCGUGGAUUGGUGCCCCACCGGGUUCAAGUGCGGCAUCAACUACCAGCCGCCCACUGUGGUGCCUGGCGGCGACCUGGCCAAGGUGCAGCGCGCUGUGUGCAUGAUCUCCAACUCCACUGCCAUCGCUGAGGUCUUCUCCCGCCUCGACCACAAGUUCGACCUCAUGUAUGCCAAGCGUGCCUUUGUGCACUGGUAUGUGGGUGAGGGUAUGGAGGAGGGUGAGUUCUCUGAGGCCCGUGAGGAUCUGGCCGCGCUCGAGAAGGAUUAUGAGGAGGUCGGCGCCGAGUCUGCUGAGGGCGAAGGCGAGGAAGAGGGCGAGGAGUACUGA